AUGGCCGUUGAUGCAGACAGGCGGGGAUGGCGUCUCCGGGCGCAAUGGGAUGCUCCCUUCCGCGCCCCCGUCACCGACCGACAUCGACAGGGCUGGCGUCCGCUUGCCCUGCGUGUCCCCUACCUUGCGUCGCUGGUCUGCUUGAUGACGACCAUGUUCCUGCUCCUCGAGGGUCUGCGCCAAUACAGUAAUCGUCAGGGUGGAUUGGUCUUCUUUGACGAUACCGACGACGUCUCCGCCCUCCAGUCCUUCGCUUACAACUAUAUCCCCAUCAUUAUCGCCCUCAUCCUCCUCGUUUUUUGGACCGUCACCGAUUUUGAUGUCCUCCGACUCGAGCCCUAUUUCCAGCUGUCCAAACCAGGUGGCGCCCCGGCCACUGUGCUCUUCAUCAACUACAAUUUCGGCCAGACCAUCCUCACUCCCAUCAAUGCCGCUCGCCGCCGCCACUGGUUGGUUUUGUGGGUCUCGUUGCUAACACUCUCCAUUCGCAUGAUCCUACCGGCCCUGCAGAGUACCAUAUUUGAACUGCGAGAAGUGCAGGUAAUUCAACAUGAGAAUAUGCAGAGUUGGCCGACUCUGGUUGAUGUGGAAACGCAAGCCACGUGGAUGUCCACCCAGGCCAACAACACCAUCGACUCAAUCCUUUCCUCUGACGAAAGACUCCGCCGGUCACGCUCCUCUCAAUACGCCAUUGCCCCCGUCGAGGUCCCAGAUGAUGAAAAGCAAGCCGAUGUAAUAUGGCAACUGGAUCAAACUUUGUACUGGGCCGACCUAUCCUGUCAGAAUGUCCCCGUGAACAGGAAACUAAACGUUUCUAUUGAGACACCCGAGCAUGGAAUGCAACGAGUCUCCUGGGACGCUGCGGGUAUCGACUUGUCCGACACCUAUGGCGCGGCGAAGGAAUGCGUAUUGGAUUUUCACUACGAUAGCGUCUUCUUUCCCGAAACCGAUUACCUUCAGGUCCGCUACUGGGAGCCCUCCAUCAAUGCGACGACCGAAGCCGAGUAUCCACAUACAACUAAGGCUUUUACCGCCACCGGUUGCGAUCCGUACGAUUUGUAUGGCAUGUUGAUAUCUGUCAACGCGACGAAAGAUGGGUCCACUGAGACGGAGUAUUCGGCUAGCGGCCUCGCCUUUGCCUGUGAUAUUAUGUAUUACAAGGCACAGGCCCGAGUCGCAAUGCAUCCCAACAGCUCGAUCGAGUCUAUUCAUCUGCAUCAUGCUACGACCCGCAAUUUAUCGGCCAAGGAAUUCAACAUCGAUCACUUCCAAGCGUUGCUUUCUCAGCGUGCUCCUUAUACCAGUGACAUGAUAUUUAUCAGCAACAACUCCACGGAUGGUGGCCGGACCGUGACCGAGUUACCCGUAAUCAGCGAGGAGCUUGGCGAUCUUCAGCCGCUACUCACUUUGGACACUUCAUCCAUCAUGACCCAGGCUGAAUUCACUUCGAAGAUCACGCGCGAUGUCAAGCAGACUUUCAUACUCACACUGGGGCGUCUUUUCGACCCCGAUCGCGAUCCUACCAUCAUCGCCGCCAUUCGCUCUACCACCCAAGUCGCCAUCGCCGUCGUCACUUUUGCAGCUCUUUGGUCCGAGCUGAUUCUAGGGCUGGCCGCUCUCACCGCCGUAUAUCUUCUCUUUCUCUAUCGCUCUCGCGAAACCUUCCUACAAUGCGACCCGGGAUCGAUCGGCGCCAUGUGCAGUAUCGCUGCCGACAUCUUCCACCCCGACAACAUCCUCUCUGAACCGCUCGUCGAGUUUCACCAAUUCUCGACCCGUCAGAUGCGCCGUAUCUUCAAAAACGCCCGUUGUCAUUGGCGAUCUAGUUCUUCCGGGCAUAAUCGAUUGGAGAUUCUCGCCGAAGAUGGCUCUCCGGUGCAGUUGGGCGAAAAUCUCAGAACUCGCAACGACCCAAUGCCUCACUUCUUGGUCAUCCCUUUCUUCAUUGUCGAAUUCCUAGCCCUGGCAGCCGUGAUCAUUCUAAUGGCGCUGGUUGUUCAGUCGCUCGCUCGAGAUGGUCGCUUCCGGCACUUGACCCAGUCAGACUCCAGCUCGCUGCAAGUGGUUCUGUCCUUUUUGCCUUCGGUCGUGGCCUCCUCAGUCAGCUCUCUCUGUACAUCGAUCCACCGCAAUCUCACUGUUUUGGAACCUUGGGUUCAUCUUCAACGAGGCAUGGCCACGGCAAGAUCGUCAUUGUCUCUGAACUACGCCUCUCAAAGCCCUGUUGCCAUCUUUUGCAAGUCCGUUCGUGAUCGACAUCUUCUCCUGGGACUUGUGUCUAUUGCAUGUGUUGUAAAUAUGGCCCUGACAGUAGUGGCGGGCGGUCUUUUCACCCAGGAAAUGACGACCUCCACACUGCCGACGAAGGAUUUGACCUUGAACUAUAGUUCAUCCGUCUUCUGGAAAAAUGAUUUUGCCGCUCAAUUUACCGAAUACGAUCUGAUCCAGACAAGCAUCACGAGCGGUGUCUCGAUCCUGCCCUGGACAAGCCCCAACGAAUCGUUUGUACCUCUCCAGGUGCACAACCGCGAUCCCGAUGCUAUGUAUGGAGCAACUACCUUGGGCGUGGGGGCUUCCUUGGAGUGCCAGCCUCUCCUUCCAGAGAAGGGGCUUUUCUACAACAAGACCGCCGGCCACAGUUAUUGGAAAUACCAGCUGUUUGAAGACAAAUCCGUGGAGUGUAUAGCCCCCCAUGCCGGUCCGGAAAAAGAACGAGGGCAUCUCACUCUCCAUUCAUUUCCUACAUCGUCUGUCCUUGUUGUUGGCCGUUGGGACUAUCUGCCCAAUAGCACGGUUUCUCACGACAAUACUAUCGCUUUGCACUGCGAGCCUCGUGUCCGACUGCACGAUUAUUCUGUCGUGUUCGACUCAAGAGGUCAGAUCAACUACCAUAAACGUGUCCAAAACACCUCCAUCACAGAAGGCACCAUGUUCGAUAACGCUACGAUCAGCCUGGGGCAAUUCAACAAAGUGUUUGCAUCCAUUCCAGAGAGCUUCGUGGGCAACACCACAUCUCACAACGGCACAUACAACAUCUCCUCGUACGACUGGGCAGGAUUCUUGGUUGCCCGUCUGUACCAGCGCGAAGACCCUGAUUUCGACUCCCUCGACCCUGUCCGUAUGACUGCUCUUACCCAAACUGUGUAUCAAUGGGUGUACAGUACAUAUUUUUCUAUUUGGCGGGAUCUAUACCUUGAACAGCUGAACGAACCAAUUUACGCGACCAACAGCACGAUCAUCCGAAGCACCUGGGCGAUGAAGCCAUCCGUUCCAUCGCUCGCAAUCGCUCUUAUCAUCAUCGCAUUCGAUACCUUGGUUGUUAUGGUUGUCUUUGGAACGCGACGAGGCCGAUUUAGAGGUCCGCGAAUGCCGCGCUCUAUCGGAGCAAUCAUUCCAUGGGUUGCACACAGUCGCAUGCUCAGUGACUUUGGUGAUACCCACAGCUGGGACAACACCAAACGACGUGACCAUCUCACCGCCCUAGACAAACGUUACGGCUUCCGUAUGUUCAUGGGCCCCGAUGGUCGUUGGCGAUUCGCCGUGGAUGAAGAGCCCAAAUCAUCCGAUUCUGGAUCACCACCACCUCCACCCAUCCCCUCCGGCCCCGAUGCCAAUAAAACUACCUCUAUACAACUGCGGGAAUUGAUCGGCACUCACUUUCGGAGGUAA
Messenger RNA from Penicillium manginii, 3669 nucleotides. RefSeq names its product DUF3433 domain-containing protein. Bases 1 to 3669 code for a protein of 1222 amino acids. NCBI's taxonomy places the organism in Eukaryota, Fungi, Ascomycota, Eurotiomycetes, Eurotiales, Aspergillaceae. The record is from RefSeq and is a predicted model, not a curated record. The transcript is spliced from 3 exons.